Penicillium paradoxum is the source of this 1488-nucleotide messenger RNA. RefSeq names its product S-adenosylmethionine-dependent methyltransferase. The record is from RefSeq and is a predicted model, not a curated record. The transcript is spliced from 3 exons. Gene Ontology annotation, molecular function: protein binding. Lineage: Eukaryota; Fungi; Ascomycota; Eurotiomycetes; Eurotiales; Aspergillaceae. Gene Ontology annotation, cellular component: nucleus. The coding region runs from base 1 to 1488 and encodes 495 amino acids.
AUGACAUCAAGAACUGCCUUACCCGCAGUCACGACCAAGACCGUUCCACAGCCUGCCCCUAAUGGCCUGGGCAACGGUCUGUUUGCGACAACCGACAUCAACCCGGGUGAAGAUGUUUUGCACAUCAAGACGCCGUUUGUGGCGGUUCUUGAUUCACCGCGUUUGGAAGAUACAUGUGCUGGCUGCUUCGGAAAAAGGCAGAUGGAAACCGGAAACGAACUCAAGGCUUGCACAGGCUGUCGUGUCGUGAAAUAUUGCGAUAGGGCGUGUCAAUCCAAAGAUUGGAAGUUUGCCCAUUCCCUUGAAUGCCCUAUCUUCAAAAAUGUCAAGCCCAUGGUGCUUCCUAACAAUGCCCGUGCUCUUCUACGUGUAGUGUUGCGUAAUGCACGUAAUAAGUAUGACUCUGAAGAGUUUAAGGUCUUUGAUGGACUAGAGACUCAUAUCAACGAGAUCUCAGAGAGUCAGGGUCUGCUUGAUCGGAUCACUCUGACUGCGAGGGCUGUCAAGAAUUACUCCGGAACGGACAUUGAAGAAGGGACUGUUUCUUCCUAUGCUGCCAAGCUGGAUUUGAACUCUUUCAAUCUCACUACCUCAAUGUAUGACCGAAUUGGCCUUUACAUGCAUCCGUAUGCUGGUUUGAUCAACCAUAGCUGCGAUUACAAUUCCACCGUUGGAUUUGACGGGGAAGAGCUCUAUGUCAAGGCUAUCCGUUCUAUCAAAAAGGAUGAGCAAAUCUUCAUAUCCUACAUCGACACAACAACACCAUACGACAUUCGUCGUAAUGAACUGAAGGAGCGCUACUUCUUCGACUGCCAGUGCGCAAAAUGCGCCAAAGGGACAGACACCCUGGAAGACCGGUUCCUGUCUACCCCUGAAGACAUGGCACCUUUGGAGACAGCAGAGCGAGAAGCCUUACAGCUCAUGCAGACAGCCACCGCAUCUGACAUAGAGCCAGCAGAUGCAAUUGAGAAGUUAGAAGCUGCUAUGCACAAGCUCCAUGAGACUGGUGCCUGGCCCCUCACUCGCCAGCCAUAUGCUUCUCUCCGUGAUAAGUUGAUUAUUUCUCUGCUUACCGCUGGCAACUUCACUCGGGCCUUCAUCCACGCUGCCAUCCGAUACCUGCGGAUUGACCCCGUUGUUUACGACAAGGCUCAUCCCAUCCGUCACAUGCAUGCUUGGAGCUUGGUCAGACUGAUGGUCUUCCUGUCCCAGGAAGGCUUUCAACCCAGCCCGAAAGACCCUGUCCAGAUCCACGACUUCAAACUGAACUUCCAUUACUUGAUUUGGUACAUUCUCGCCGAGCUCACUAGCACUCAGGCAGAGAGUUGCACCGUGCCCAGCUUUAAGAAGCUUGUUAGCAACCAGUUUGUACAGGUUCACAAUGAGUUCAAGGCUAACGGCCUGGAUCCGAGCAAGUCCAGAGCUGUUCUCUCUGCCGAGUGGAACAAGCUUGAACGUCUUGUGAAUAAGGCUCUGGAGAAAGAGUGA